UUUGACAAGGUGAUCGAGGUGGCUCCAGGAGAAGAUGUGGAAUCGAAGGCGAAGAUUCUGAAAGCAGUCAGCAGGAAUCUCAAAUUGGCCGACGACGUCGACCUUCGCAAUGUGGCAGAACAGUGUGAAGGUCGAUGGUCAGGAGCUGAGCUCUACUCUCUCAUGUCUACGGCUGCCAUGGAAUCUAUGCGAGAACAGGUGCGAGGAGCAUUCCACUACGUUUCUGUUUAG
Ostertagia ostertagi is the source of this 231-nucleotide messenger RNA. Lineage: Eukaryota; Metazoa; Nematoda; Chromadorea; Rhabditida; Trichostrongylidae. The record is from the annotation of a GenBank genome assembly.